AUGACUCUCACAAUCUGCUUCGAUGCCCUCGGGACGUGUUUCACCCUUCAAGAUAUCGUCAAGGCUGUCGAAGAGAGAUAUGGAGAAGGGUUGGCGAAAAAAGGGUGGGGUAGUAAGGGAUUCGUGAUGGAUUGGUUUCACUCGGCUCAAAGGGACUAUACAUACCUAUCCCUCAUCUCUCCGCCUCCUCCUCCGAUAUCUUCUAUCCUCAAAACCUCUCUACCUUUAUCCCUCUCAUCUGCUCUUUCGAUACCUCCCCCCACGUCUUCAGAGCUAGAAGGGAUAACGUCACUCUUAUCGUCUCUUCCAGCUGCGCCUACGUUGAAAGAGGCUUUCAGCUACUUAGCAAACAACGAAGCCAAGUUAGCCAUCAUCACCAAUGGAGCUAAAUCGACUACUGAGGGAUACGCCUCCAAAGCCGGUAUAAUAGACUAUAUCUCGAGUGUAGUAAGCUGCGAUGAUGUAGGAUAUGCCAAACCACACAAGGAGGUGUACGAAGCCGCCAACAGUCUUUGUGAGAGAUUGGAGGAGGGAGGGAAGGGCCAGAGAUGGUUCGUUGCUGCGCAUCUUUGGGACUUGGCAGCGGCUAAGAAAGCUGGGUUCAAAACCGCUUUGGUGCUCGAGUUGCCUUCUGAGUCGGUAGAUAAUGACAAACAAGAUGAGAGUUUGAACAGAUGGUAUGAAACUUAUGGUGGAAGACCUGAUAUAGUUGGGAAAAGUCUAUUGGAAGUUGCUCAAGAAAUCAUAAAGAAGAAUUGA
This is a messenger RNA of Kwoniella botswanensis, 759 nucleotides long. Its product is annotated as haloacid dehalogenase, type II. The coding region runs from base 1 to 759 and encodes 252 amino acids. NCBI's taxonomy places the organism in Eukaryota, Fungi, Basidiomycota, Tremellomycetes, Tremellales, Cryptococcaceae. The transcript has 4 exons. The record is from RefSeq and is a predicted model, not a curated record.